GUUUGCAGUCGAAGAAGUUGCCGAGCCGAUAUAAAUAUAGCCGGCGUACCAACCAACCAACAAACAGCCGGAGAAGGUGGCCCUGGCAUCGUCCGCAUAUCCAAAUUAAGCCACUGUACAUGUAACUAUUCACCCGCCAACCAAGUACUGUCUUGUUUGCGUGGAACGAUGCGAGCGCUUUCCUCCCACCCAAUCCGCAGGGUAGCCAUUAUUGGCGCUGGCCCGUCUGGGUUGGCUGCGGCCAAAUUCUUGUUAGCCGAAAAAUACUUUGAAAAGAUUGACGUUUUCGAACAGCGCAGUCGGGUUGGUGGGGUCUGGAACUACUCAACAGCUGCAGACAAAAAGCUUGCUUCGAUUGAUAUCCCGCAGACAAACGCCCACUUACCCGCAGAGGAGCCCAUUUGGCAUUCGUCGUCGGGUUCGUCGCAAAGUUCUGAUUCAGCAAAGUCGCAAGGCCGAAAAGAAGCCUCGUUCAUAUCCCCACUCUACGAUGACCUGGAAACAAAUAUCCCUCACACUUUGAUGCGGUUUUCCGAUAAACCAUUUCCUACGGAUACACAGCUAUUCCCUAGAUUUGCGACUGUGCUGCAAUAUAUAGAGGAGUACGGCGCGGAUGUCGAGCACCUCAUACAAUUUCAGGUCCAGGUUGUAGAUGUGAGGCUUGAUGAUGCGCGUGCGGGGACGUGGAUUGUGACAAGGAAGCAUUUAGAAACUGGCGCUCAAGAGGAUGAUGUCUACGAUGCCGUGGUGGUGGCGAACGGUCAUUAUAAUGUACCAUAUAUCCCGUCGAUCGCUGGGAUAUCGGAGUGGAAUGCGGCAUAUCCGAACGUCAUAACACAUUCCAAAACAUAUUCGUCCCCCGUGGAGUUUCAGGAUAAAAAAGUUAUUGUUGUUGGCAACUCUGCCUCUGGAAUUGACAUUGGAGCUCAAAUCAGCACAACAUGUCGCAAACCACUUCUUGCUUCUGCGCGGUCUCCUUCCUACUUUGCCACCGGAGCUGUUGACGAUAAAAAAGAGUAUCCGCAAAUUGUUGAGUUCCUGCCACCAACAACUCAUAACCGGGCUGUUCGGUUCGAAAAUGGGGAGAUUGAGGAAGACGUCGAUGCCGUGUUGUUCUGCACGGGAUACUUAUACUCAUUUCCGUUCCUGUCAUCAUUGAAACCUCCGGUUGUUGAGGAUGGAAGCAGGACACUCCAUGUUUACCAGCAAAUACUUUACGCUGACCAGCCCACCCUGGCAUUCCCCGUUUUAAACCAGAGGGUCAUCCCGUUUCCGAUGGCGGAAAAUCAAAGCGCUGUGAUUGCUCGAGUCUGGUCCGGGCGGCUCAGUCUUCCCUCAAAGCAAGAAAUGUACCAGUGGGAAGAGGCUGAAAUAGCCGCUCGGGGACCUGGCAAAGCCUUCCACGUUUUCAAGUAUCCCAUGGAUGCUGAUUAUAUCAAUGCGUUGCAUGAAUGGGCGGCCAGCGCGGAGCGGAGGCCAGGUUUGGAGAACGAAGGGCGCGGCAGGGAUUGUACCUACUGGAACGAAAAGGAUCGAUGGGCCCGGGAACGAUUCACACUCAUCAAGAAAGAGUUUAAUAUGAAGGGGGAACAGAGACAUCAAUGUCGGACCUUGGAGGAUGUGGGUUUUGAUUUUGAGGCAUGGAAGGCGGAGCAAUCGAUAACGUAUCGAUGAAUUUAGUAUCUAAAGUAAAGUAAUUAUAUAUCUAGAUAGAAUGGAUUCCAUAUUCUCAAUAUACACCACUGUUAGCUAUUUCUAUUACAUUCUAUUACAAUCAGCAUGGUGUACCCUGGCCCUGGGCGC
Messenger RNA from Blastomyces dermatitidis ER-3, 1803 nucleotides. RefSeq names its product flavin dependent monooxygenase. The record is from RefSeq and is a predicted model, not a curated record. Lineage: Eukaryota; Fungi; Ascomycota; Eurotiomycetes; Onygenales; Ajellomycetaceae. The transcript is spliced from 2 exons. Gene Ontology annotation, molecular function: NADP binding; N,N-dimethylaniline monooxygenase activity; flavin adenine dinucleotide binding. The coding region runs from base 169 to 1674 and encodes 501 amino acids.